GGAUCAGAAACCCUCCAAAGCAUCAACAGCGCUCCUGUUUCUGUCUGUGAUGAUGUCAGAGGACCUUUUAAACACUCUGGAAGAUCUGGGAGAUGAAGAGUUUAAUAAAUUCAAGUGGUUCCUACAGCAGACCGAUGUCAUUCAAGGCCCCAUGACCAUCAAGAAGAGCCGACUGGAAACAACAAGCAGGUGGGACACCGUGGACCUGAUGGUGCAGACCUACAGACUUUCUGGAGCUGUUGAGGUGACCAGAAGGGUUUUAGAGAGGAUCAGCAGGAAUGACCUGCUGCUCAGUUUGUCUGUUAUCAGGUCCAGACCCGAAGUGAAUGUCAGUGAUUUGACCUCUCAGACUCAGGCUCCUCUUCCUCAGACUGAAGAUGUGAUGGUUCCAGUACCAGAGCCUCAACCCAUCACGCAUUACCAACAGAUGCUUCAAUCAAACUUCCAGGACAAGUUUAUGUGUGCACAAGAAGGGUGGGCAGAAGAUAUACAGCGUCUGGCUGAUAUCUACACAGAACUAUACAUCACAGCUGGGUAUGACAUACAUAUCAACAUACAGCAUGAGGUCCGGCAGAUUGAAAAGGCAUGGAAGCCGGAAGAAACAGAGAAAGCUGUUAAACCCACAGACAUAUUCAAACAUCCUUCUGGAGAAUACAGACCCAUUAAAACAGUGAUGACCAAUGGAAUCGCAGGAAUUGGAAAAACUUUCCUUGUUCACAAGUUUGUGUUGGACUGGGCUGAACAAAGAUCCAAUCAAGAUGUGCAUCUGGUUUUCCCCUUCACCUUCCGUCAGCUGAAUCGACUGAAGGGAGAAAAGUUCAGUUUGGCAGAGCUCAUUCAUGAAUGUAUCCCAGAAACUGUAGGCAUCACAGAGGAGGCUCUUAAUUACAUCUUUAAAGAUAUUCAGUCAUCGGGAAUCACCAACUAUGACAAAAGUAAAUUCAAACUUCUGUUUGUGUUUGAUGGGCUGGAUGAGAGCCGCCUUCAUCUCGACUUUCAUUCUGAAGAUAUUCGCUCUGUCGAUGUAACAAAGUCAACUAAAACAGAUGUCUUGUUGAGAAAACUCAUCAAUGGAAAAUUACUACGCUCUGCUCACAUCUGGAUAACCACACGGCCUGCAGCAGCCAAUCAGAUCCCUCGAGAGUUUAUCAGCAGCACAACAGAGGUCAGAGGGUUCACUGACCCACAGAAGGAGGAGUACUUCAGGAAGAGAUUCAAAGGUAAGGAGCAAGCUGUCAAAAUCAUCUCCCACAUCAAGACAACAGGAAGCCUCCACAUCAUGUGCCAUAUCCCAGUCUUCUGCUGGAUCACUGCUACAGUUCUAGAAGAUGUGCUGAAAACCAGAGGAGGACAGCUGCCCAAGACCCUGACUGAGAUGUAUGCAGAGUUCCUGGUGUUUCAGAUUGAUCGGACAAAAGAAAAGUAUGGCCCACAGAAAAGCAUUGAAUACAUUAAGUCAUUAGCAAAACUUGCCUUUCAGCAACUGGACAAGGGCAACCUGAUCUUCUAUGAAAAAGAUCUGAGAAAGAGCAGCACUGAUGUUAGUGAAGCCUCGGUAUGCUCAGGAGUGUUCACAGAGAUCUUCAAAGAAGAGCGAGGAAGGAAAGGGAAAGAUGAGAUGUUCAGCUUUGUCCAUCUGAGUGUUCAGGAGUUUCUGGCUGCUCUUUAUGUAAGGAUGUCACUUAAUAACAGCAACAUAAAUGUCAUGCCUUUACCACAACCAUCACUGAAAAACCUUCGACUGCUUUUAAGUAAGACAUCUUCAAAGAAGAUCCACAGGAUUUCCAUUGACAGGGCCUUGCAGAGUCCAAAUGGACACCUGGACUUAUUCCUUCGCUUCCUCCUGGGUCUAUCACUGCAGACCAAUCAGGAUAAACUGCAGGACCUGUUAAUGACGAAAGAUAGUGGCACAGAGACCAAUCGGAAAACAGUCCAAUACAUCAAGAAGAAGCUCAAUGAGAAUCUGUCUCCAGACAGAUGCAUCAAUCUGUUCCACUGUCUGAAUGAGCUAAAUGAUCGUUCUCUGGUGGAGGAGAUCCAACAGUCCCUGAGUUCAGGAAGUCUCUCCACAGAUCAACUGUCUUCUGCUCAGUGGUCAGCUCUGGUCUUCAUCUUACUGUCAUCAGAAAAAGAUCUGGAUGUGUUUGACCUGAAGAAAUACUCUGCUUCAGAGGAGGCUCUUCUGAGGCUGUUGCCAGUUGUCAAAGCCUCCCACAGAGCUCUGCUAAGUGGCUGCAAUCUGUCAGAAAGAAGUUGUGGAGCUAUGUUAUCAGUCAUCAGCUCACGGUCGACUAAUCUAAGAGAACUGGACCUGAAUAACAAUGACCUGUGGGAUUCUGGAGUGAAGCUGCUGUCUGUGGGAUUGGAGAGUCUACACUGUACACUGGAGGCUCUGAGGCUCUCAGGCUGUCUGAUCACUCAGGAUGGUUGUACUUCUCUGGUAUUAGCUCUGAACUCCAACCCCUCACAUUUGAGAGAGCUAGACCUGAGCUACAAUCAUCCAGGAGACUCAGGCAUGAAGCUGCUGUCUAGCUUACUGGAUGAUCCACGCUGGAGACUGAACACUCUUAGGCUGGACCAUGGUGGACAGCACAGGCUGAAACCUGGUCUGAGGAAGUAUUCCUGUGAUCUUAAACUGGACACAAACUCAGUGCACAGAAAACUUAAACUGUCCGACAACAACAGAAGAGUGACGGCAGUAACAGAGGAGCAGCCUUAUCCUGAUCACCCAGAGAGGUUUGAGUACUGGCUUCAGCUGCUGUGUACAAAUGGUCUGACUGGUCGCUGUUACUGGGAGGUUGAGUGGAGCGGAGAGGUUCACAUUUCAGUGACUUACAGAGGAGUCACAGGGAGAGGAGGCAGCAAUGACAGCAGGUUUGGAGUAAACAGUCAGUCGUGGAGUUUGAGGUGCUCCGGUGCUGAUCAGUACUCUGUGUGUCACAAUAACAGGAGAACAGACCUCUCCUUCUCCUCCUCCUCCUCCUCCUCCUCUGUCUCUAACAGAGUAGCAGUGUAUGUGGACUGUCCUGCUGGCACUCUGUCCUUCUACAGAGUCUCCUCUGACACUCUGAUCCACCUCCACACCUUCAACACCACAUUCACUCAAACUCUUUAUCCUGGGUUCUGGUUAUUGUCAUAUGGUUCUUCAGUGUCUCUUUGCUCUCUGUAGUGGGGGAAGCCUCCACAGAAACACUUCAGCUCAGGGUGGUACUCAAAAAUCAGUAAUCCUAGUAAACUUGGUGUGUCAUGGGUCUGGGUCAUUUGACCCAGGACUAUGACUUUCUUGUGUUUUGGUGAUUGUUAUGUAUAAUGAUUUUAGGUUCAUUAGUUAGUCUUGAGGUUAUUCUGUGUUCUGAGUUCCUUGUGUUUCCUGUUUACUUUCUUGUGUGUUAGGUUCCCCUUACAUUUUGGUCUCUCCUCCGUGUUUCCAGUAUGUGUCUGUUGUGACAUCUGUUGUAAGAGCCAAUUAAAGGCUAGUUUCUUGGUACUGGUAAAAUGAUUAUAAUGAGAAAUAUAACUUUUUGUUGUUAAAUAUAUAAUUUCCAGUUAAUUUCCAAAUGCGGUUAUGGUAAAAACAUAGGAUAUGGAAAUGUGAAGUUCUGGUGUGCUUACGUAGUUGGGGAGUCAGAUAGGCUGGAAGCAAUGCAGUUUUUUGACCAA
Molecule: messenger RNA, 3660 nt
Organism: Oreochromis aureus
Lineage: Eukaryota; Metazoa; Chordata; Actinopteri; Cichliformes; Cichlidae
Product: NACHT, LRR and PYD domains-containing protein 12-like
Exons: 8
Coding region: 50-3169 (1039 amino acids)
Molecular function (GO): protein binding
Source: RefSeq, a predicted model, not a curated record